AUGAGAGAGGACCAUAGCGAAGGCAGAAAAACACAUUACAAGCUGAGAGAGGAGGGAAAGAGCGAGAAAAACAUGCUGUCUAGCGAGGCAAAAAGAAGAAGAGUUUCCGAGGAGAGAGAAAUGCCAGAAAAAGAAUCAAGCAGCUUGCACAGAUCAAGAGAAUACGAAAGGAAAGAGAAGAGUAGCAGAGAAGAAGAGUAUGAUAGCCUAGAUAAAAUACUAACAGAUGGAGACACCGAAGAAUCAGGUGAAAGCGAGGCUCUGGAUGAAGAAAGAGAGUCCUCAAGCAAAGACGAUUUUUUCUAUUCAGAUGAUAAGCUAGGGAUAGACUCUGCAAAGAGCGGGAGCGCAGCAGGAGCAGGACCGAUGUAUACGAAUGGCGAAACAAACGAGCAGGACACGGAUAGCGCAGACAAUAUCACUGAGUCGAGAGAAACACACAUAUACUACAACAAAGAAGAGUCUAACUCGAGCGAAGGAGAAGACAUUAUUGAGUACAGAGAGACAACACUUCCUGUGCGAUCGGCAGAGCAUAGUAGGAAGAGAGAUGCAGCGGAAGAGGAUGCUAAGAAAGCAAGAAAGAUGGCCAACCAGGAAAUAGGGGAGAUGCACCAGAUGGAAAAGCAGCAGUUUGUGGAGGAUAUGAAAGAGCAGGAAAAAAGAGUGGAAAUGCGCGAGCGAGGAUGGAAGGCAAACAGCAGGCCGCUGAUCUGGAAAUACGAAAUAGAAGGCCAUGAAGAUGAGACGGAGCCCAUAAAUGAAGAAGCAGUGAUAGAGAAGUUUAGAAAUAACAUAGAAAAAACGUAUAUAAAGCACCCUAAGAAGUACAGCACAGAGCAGUAUUACAACAAGACGCACAGCAAAAAGAAGAAAAAUCUAAACGAGACAGAGCUAAAAAGAAUAAAGGAUCGAAUAGAAACAAACCGGCUGCUGGAAGUGCAGGCAAAUCUGAGAAGACGAACUAAGGAGGAGCAGGGCAUGCUAAACAAAACAAGAAACCUCCACGUAAAGCUGAAGGAGAUAGGGCACCAAACAGAAGCAUCGGAAAUCUUUGCGCUUCUCACACAGGAGUAUAUUUUCCAGAAAAAAGACAUAGUGCAUUUUAUGGGAGACUCGCUAAACAACUUGUCGUCUAUACACAACAAAGUGGCAGAAAGCACAGACUAUUUUCUUCGGUGUCUUGAGUUCAUAGAGCAGAAAAUAACGAUUGAGUAG
This is a messenger RNA of Nematocida minor, 1215 nucleotides long. RefSeq lists its product as uncharacterized. The record is from RefSeq and is a predicted model, not a curated record. Bases 1 to 1215 code for a protein of 404 amino acids. The transcript has a single exon. Lineage: Eukaryota; Fungi; Microsporidia.